Penicillium chermesinum is the source of this 711-nucleotide messenger RNA. Its product is annotated as MARVEL domain-containing protein. Bases 1 to 711 code for a protein of 236 amino acids. Lineage: Eukaryota; Fungi; Ascomycota; Eurotiomycetes; Eurotiales; Aspergillaceae. The record is from RefSeq and is a predicted model, not a curated record. Gene Ontology annotation, cellular component: membrane. The transcript is spliced from 2 exons.
AUGUUCGCCGCCAUCAAAAUCGCCAAGUUUGGCAUCCAGAAGAUCUCCGACCGUAAGGCCCAAAACCAACAGGCCCAAUACCCCAACUACCAGUACCCUCCGCCCCAGCAAUACCCCAUGCAGGAGUACCCCCCCGGGCUUCAUACCCAGUUCGAAAGCGCUCCACCCAAGCGCAGCAACAAAAUGGGCAUGUUGACCACCUUCAUCCGCUUCGUGCAAUUCGUCCUCGCUCUUACCGUCAUGGGCCUCUACGGCACCGACGUCCGCCACGACCACGAGGACAAGCACACCUGGCACGCAAAAUGGGUCUUCGCGCUGAUCGUCAGCUUCUUCGCCUCCGUGACCUCAGCCGCGCACCUGAUCUUGCCCUUCUGCAUGUCCCGCACGAGCACCUUCGCGAGCCCCAAGCUCAAGAUGCCCCAGUUCGCCUGGGAGUUCGUGCUCUGCAUUCUGUGGCUGGUGCUGUUUGGCAUCUUCGGCCGCAUGUAUAUCGGCGUCUAUCCGGAUGAGGACUCGAAGAGUAAGCGUGGUUCGGACAACACUUCGGAUACGAGUAGCCUUGGUGAUGCGAGUAAGAUUACUCGAAUGCGCCAUGCUGUCUGGUUUGAUUUGACGAAUCUUAUUUUGUGGGUGUUUACCGCGGCGUUGGUGUUGAUGAGCUGGUUGAAGAGCCGACGUGCCGCCCCUGUGCCUGAUUUCGAAAAGGUGUGA